This is a messenger RNA of Odobenus rosmarus divergens (Pacific walrus), 1130 nucleotides long. It is a transcript of the gene PNCK, whose product is annotated as pregnancy up-regulated non-ubiquitously expressed CaM kinase. Bases 40 to 1122 code for a protein of 360 amino acids. Gene Ontology annotation, cellular component: intracellular anatomical structure. The record is from RefSeq and is a predicted model, not a curated record. Gene Ontology annotation, molecular function: calcium/calmodulin-dependent protein kinase activity; calmodulin binding; ATP binding. The transcript is spliced from 9 exons. Gene Ontology annotation, biological process: peptidyl-serine phosphorylation. Lineage: Eukaryota; Metazoa; Chordata; Mammalia; Carnivora; Odobenidae.
UGCUGCUCAAGAAACAGACGGAAGACAUCAGCAGCGUCUAUGAGAUCCGGGAGAAGCUCGGCUCGGGCGCCUUCUCUGAGGUGGUGCUGGCCCAGGAGCGGGGCUCCUCACACCUUGUCGCCCUCAAGUGCAUCCCCAAGAAGGCCCUUCGAGGCAAGGAGGCCCUGGUGGAGAACGAGAUCGCAGUGCUCCGCAGGGUCAACCACCCCAACAUCGUGGCUCUGGAGGACGUCCAUGAGAGCCCUUCCCACCUCUACCUGGCCAUGGAGCUGUGAGGAGGGCAGGGGCAGGCUCGGGUGGCCGGGGCUGGGUGGUGAGUGGGGGGCCGAUGAGGCUGAAUUAGCUGAGUCCCCCACUCCCCCUAGGGUGACAGGGGGCGAGCUGUUCGACCGCAUCAUGGAGCGUGGCUCCUACACAGAGAAGGAUGCCAGCCACCUAGUGGGCCAGGUCCUCGGUGCUGUCUCCUACCUGCACAGCUUGGGCAUCGUGCACCGAGACCUCAAGCCUGAAAACCUCCUCUAUGCCACGCCCUUUGAGGACUCCAAAAUCAUGGUCUCCGACUUUGGCCUCUCCAAAAUCCAGGCUGGCAACAUGCUAGGCACCGCCUGUGGGACCCCCGGAUACGUGGCCCCGGAGCUCUUGGAGCAGAAACCCUACGGGAAGGCUGUGGAUGUGUGGGCCCUGGGUGUCAUCUCCUACAUCUUGCUGUGUGGGUACCCCCCUUUCUACGACGAGAGCGAUCCUGAACUCUUCAGCCAGAUCCUGAGGGCCAGCUACGAGUUUGACUCUCCCUUUUGGGAUGACAUCUCAGAAUCAGCCAAAGACUUCAUCCGGCACCUUCUGGAGCGAGACCCCCAGAAGAGGUUCACCUGCCAGCAGGCUUUACAGCAUCUUUGGAUCUCUGGGGAUGCGGCCUUUGACAAGGACAUCCUGGGCUCAGUUAGUGAGCAGAUCCAGAAGAAUUUUGCCCGGACCCACUGGAAGCGAGCGUUCAAUGCCACCUCCUUCCUGCGCCACAUCCGCAAGCUGGGGCAGAGCCCAGAGGGUGAGGAGGCCUCGGAGAGGAGGAUGGCCCGCCACAGCCACCCUGGCCUCCAGUCCGGCCAGCCCCCCAAGUGGUGAUGCCCAGG